Chaetomium strumarium is the source of this 1032-nucleotide messenger RNA. RefSeq lists its product as uncharacterized. Gene Ontology annotation, cellular component: membrane. The transcript is spliced from 3 exons. Gene Ontology annotation, biological process: tricarboxylic acid cycle; mitochondrial electron transport, succinate to ubiquinone. The coding region runs from base 132 to 698 and encodes 188 amino acids. Lineage: Eukaryota; Fungi; Ascomycota; Sordariomycetes; Sordariales; Chaetomiaceae. Gene Ontology annotation, molecular function: electron transfer activity; oxidoreductase activity, acting on the CH-CH group of donors. The record is from RefSeq and is a predicted model, not a curated record.
CGAAGCCGAGGUGCCGACCUGCCGGGGCUCGAUUCCGAUCAAGCGAUUCGACAUCAUCGACCUCAAAUCUCGCAGCCCACGACAACCUGCCUGGUUACUGGAUUCGCGCUCGACUGCCAGACCACCACAUCAUGAUUGCCCAGCGAGCAGGAACGACGGCGCUGCGCCGAGUGGCCGGCAAGUCGAACGGCUUUUUCACCACCAAUGUAGCCAAGCUCGCGCUGGCGCAGCCACUGUCCACCACCCAGACCAGGCUCGUCGCAACGCAGAAGUUGAGCUUCGCAGAUGAGACCGAGCUCCUGGCGAAGCAGCGCCUCAACCGGCCCGUGUCGCCGCACUUGGCCAUCUACGACAAGCAGCAGACCUGGUUCGGCGGCUCGAUCUGGCAGCGCAUCACGGGAUCGGCCUUCAGCGGCGGGCUUUACCUCUUCGCGACGGCCUACCUGGUCGCGCCGAUGAUGGGGUGGCACCUGGAGAGCGCAUCGUUGGCGGCAUCGUUCGGGGCGCUACCCGUCGCGGUCAAAGGUGGGCUCAAGUUCCUCGCCGCGUGGCCGUUCACCUUCCAUGCGUUCAACGGAGUGCGGCAUAUACUUUUUGAUAUUGGGGUUGGGUUCAAGAGGCAGACAGUCGUGAAAACGGGGUGGUAUAUCUGGGGUGCGUCGGCGGUCUCCGGGUUGUACCUUGCUUUCUUCUUCUGAAAAGCCCCGGGGGUUGGAGAUGUGGGGGGAGGAGUUGGGUUGGGGUUGGGCGUGGUGCGGUUGGUUAGGCAACUUGACUGCAAAGCCAGUGUAAGAGGGACCGGCCAGGUGAGCGGUCACCGGGUUGCACCCGGCGGCGGAAGGCCGUAGGCGCUGGGAGAGUUCUAAGAUUAGUGGCCAGGAGAGGCUAGACAAGGAGGGAAGCCGUGUACGGAUUACCGCACUCCCAAUCGGGCUGGUUUGUUUGGCACGACGUAACGGAGAUGGGUCCCACAAACGGGAGACUAUUUGGACUACCACUGUAUGCUUUUUCCCAGCAACUCGCCGGCUCAAU